AUGGGCCUCACCUUCUCGUCGCUGUUUGGACGGCUCGCGUUUUGGGCCAAGAAUGAGGAGGUCAGAAUAUUGAUGCUCGGUCUCGAUAGCGCCGGAAAGACGACGAUACUCUACCGACUCCAGAUCGGCGAGGUCGUGUCGACGAUACCGACCAUCGGAUUCAACGUCGAGACGGUUGAGUACAAGAACAUCAAGUUCCAGGUGUGGGACCUGGGUGGGCAGACGAGUAUCCGCCCGUAUUGGAGGUGCUACUACGCCAACACGACGGCCAUCAUCUACGUGAUUGAUUCCUCGGACACGGCGCGGCUAGAGACGGCCAAGGCGGAGCUGAUUUCGAUGCUGUCGGAAGAGGAGCUCCGGGACGCCAAGCUGCUCGUGUUUGCAAACAAGCAGGACCUGCCGGGCGCGCUCGACGAGGGGCGCGUGAGCGACAAGCUCGGGCUGACGGAGCUCAAGGACCGGCAGUGGUCCAUCUUCAAGUGCUGCGCCACCAAGGGCGAAGGCCUCGAAGAGGGGCUCGACUGGCUCGUCAACGCCAUUCAGGCAAAGUGA
Messenger RNA from Pseudozyma flocculosa PF-1, 552 nucleotides. RefSeq lists its product as uncharacterized. Bases 1 to 552 code for a protein of 183 amino acids. Gene Ontology annotation, biological process: intracellular protein transport; vesicle-mediated transport. The record is from RefSeq and is a predicted model, not a curated record. NCBI's taxonomy places the organism in Eukaryota, Fungi, Basidiomycota, Ustilaginomycetes, Ustilaginales, Ustilaginaceae. The transcript has 5 exons. Gene Ontology annotation, molecular function: GTPase activity; GTP binding. Gene Ontology annotation, cellular component: Golgi apparatus; cytoplasm.